UAAAUGCACUUCUGUUCUCCUCAGAAGUCUCACCAGAAGUGCAUCUCAUCGCUGCCCUUUUAUUUCUUCUUUAAUUGCAUUAACUUUCUUUUUGCCCCUUGUUCAAUUGCAUUUAUGUCAAUGAAUUCUAUUCUCCCCUUUCCAUAAGUUCAUAGACACACACACACACCAAUUGGGUUCAUAUCUACAAAACUACUCAUCAAACAAUGGCUCUUCGUUCACUGUCUCUCCUCUUCGUCUUUUCCGUGGCCGCCUUCUCCAUCCCAUUUUCACAUUCAAUACCCUUUAUAGUACUCCACGGUAUCAAUAGUGAGUGCUCUCGCCCUGAAGUCCAAAAAACCGUUGAGAAAUUGACCAACUUCUCUGGUGUUGAAGGACAUUGCAUAGAGGCAGGCAAUGGGGUUUCUGAUUCGUGGUUGAUGCCCAUGCACAAACAGGUCGAGAUUGUUUGCCAGAAGGUUAAGGAACUGAACAUAUUGCGUGAGGGGUACAACAUUGUUGGGCUCUCCCAGGGAAAUAUAAUUGCUCGCGGUGUUAUAGAAUUUUGUGAUGGCGGUCCUCCGGUUAAGAAUUAUAUCUCUUUAGCAGGCCCUCAUGCUGGUGUUGCCUCUGUUCCUAAAUGUGGCUCAGGUGCCCUGUGCAUUAUUGUAGACCAACUAAUCAAAUCAGCAGUUUACAGUGACUUUGUUCAAGAACACUUGGCUCCUAGCAAUUAUCUUAAAAUACCAGAUGCAAUCCAUGAUUACCUGGACAAAUGUAGUUUUCUUCCUGUGCUUAACAAUGAAUACCCAAGUACCAGGAAUUCCACUUACAAGGAAAGACUGAGUAGCUUGGAGAACUUGGUGCUUAUCAUGUUUGAGAACGACACAGUAUUGAUACCAAAGGAAACUUCGUGGUUCGGAUAUUAUCCCGAUGGUCGCUUCGAGCCCGUUUUAUCCCCAAACCAGACGAAACUGUACAGUGAGGAUUGGAUUGGCUUAAGGAGCCUGGAUGAAGGCCGUAAGGUUAACUUCGUUAGUGUUAGGGGAGAACAUCUGCAAAUAUCAGACAAAGAUAUGCAGAAGUAUGUAGCGCGUUACUUGAACGGGAAUGCCUCAACCAAAUCCGGAAAUGUCAAGACCGUUGUCUCCAGAAAGUUGGGAUCCUAACUCGGAGCAAUUUGCUCAAGUCUUGGGGGCAUAUACUUGAUUAUAAAGACAAGGAUAUCAGCAGGAAAAAUUACAAGACACAUGUUUAACAGAUUUGCUAUAACCAUUGAUUAUGUACCUUAGACUCUCUUGCUUUAAGCAAUAAAAAUUUAAAAAGUAAAUCUUAUAACUAUCA
Molecule: messenger RNA, 1323 nt
Organism: Neltuma alba
Lineage: Eukaryota; Viridiplantae; Streptophyta; Magnoliopsida; Fabales; Fabaceae
Product: palmitoyl-protein thioesterase 1-like
Exons: 12
Coding region: 207-1148 (313 amino acids)
Cellular component (GO): intracellular membrane-bounded organelle
Molecular function (GO): thiolester hydrolase activity
Source: RefSeq, a predicted model, not a curated record